This is a messenger RNA of Cryptosporidium ubiquitum, 969 nucleotides long. Its product is annotated as protein phosphatase 2C. Gene Ontology annotation, biological process: protein dephosphorylation. NCBI's taxonomy places the organism in Eukaryota, Apicomplexa, Conoidasida, Eucoccidiorida, Cryptosporidiidae. The record is from RefSeq and is a predicted model, not a curated record. Gene Ontology annotation, molecular function: protein serine/threonine phosphatase activity. The transcript is spliced from 4 exons. The coding region runs from base 1 to 969 and encodes 322 amino acids.
AUGCCAGAAAAUUUACCUGUGUGUACAGAUUUGUUUGAUGCUCCGUGGGUAUUUGGAAAUUAUGAGGUCACUGUUGACCAAAAUAUAGGCAAAAAAACUCAGGAGGACCGUUUUUGCAUAUGUAACAAACUCGUAAAUGGGCACGAAGAUGUCUGUUUUUUUGGUGUGUUUGAUGGUACAGUAGGUGAAUUUGCAUCAAAUAACGUGAAGGACAUAAUAGUCCCUGCUAUGCUAAGUACUCCAACAUGGAAGUUAAUUGUUGAACAUAUAGAAAAAGGGGAAUUAAAAUUAACGGAUGAGUUUAAUAAUAUUCUGAGAGAUUUGAUGAUAACCACAUUUAAAAAAGCGGACAGUAUACUUAUUGAGAGGUGUAAAGCCGAGGAGAAACAUUACUCUUCUUGUACAGGAGUUGUGCUACUCUUCAUUAAAGACAUACUUGUAAAUGCACAUAUAGGUGACUCACGUUCUGUCGCAUGUACCUAUUCAAACUCUAUUAAUUUAGCACAGUUCUUAACUAUUGACCAUAAACCAGAUCAACCACUUGAGUAUCGAAGAAUUAUAGAAAACGGUGGUUCUGUUGAAUAUUUACAAAAUCACAACAACAAACCAUUUCUUAGGGGCGGAGACUUCACCAGGAGAAGAGCAAGAGGUGAAACUCCAAUGCAAUUACAAUAUUCAAGAGCAUUUGGAGGUAAAGACCUUAAACCAUAUGGGCUCAGUUGUGUUCCAGAUAUUUCUACUAUUUGUUUAAAUCAGAACAAUAGAUUAUUUAUCAUUGCAACCGACGGAAUUUGGGAUGUAUUAUCUGCCCAACAAAGUUGCGACUUAUCUUUUUAUUCACAAGAGCUUGGAAUACAGCCAGCAAGAUACCUUGUAAACGCAGUACUUGAAGAAACGCGAAAUAGAAAUACAAACUGUGAUAACCUCACAGCAAUAUGUAUUAUGCACAAAAAAACAAAUUUAUUGUAA